CCUCAUGUGUAGAUUAUAAAAAUAGACACAAACCUAGUUUCUCCAACACUCGCUAUUUAUAACUCAUGCAAUGGCGGCUGUGUUGUCGCUCAGUGGUUCGAAGCAAACUGAAGUCACCUCUGACUGUGUCCCAAGAGGACUGUCACGGAUCGACCUUGCUUGAGACGGUACUUUAGUGAGUACGGAAGGAUAAGGAAGGCGGAUUGCGUGACUGAUAAAGCGCAUGAAGGGAAGCAUUUUAUUUUCAUCCACAACAAAGGAUGUGAGAUAAGAAGAGUCCGAUCGACCUACUGGAGUUAGCUGUACCCAAGGACCCUGCUAUGUGUAUACUACCUCUCCGAUCUGAGGUCACAGUUGGGGAAAUAAAUGCCAUCCCCUUGUUGUGACGCCAUAGUGCCGCUUAACAACGGGACCCUACAGCGCACCACGGUCUGUGUUCAUCUUUGAUUGCCGCAAGGGAAAUUCAGGGAGCUAACCUUUUCUCGGUGCUGUCAGGGGUUCCCGAAACGUGCAUCCACCCGUGCCCGCCAUCGUUCCUACAUGUUGAAAACGAAAGCGAUCCUAAUGUGAUUCAUCGGCACUUCUUGGCGAGAUUUGGAGAAUAUUGUUCUUUUCGUCGAGUUUGAGCUUACACCUCGCCUUCUGGACCUUUGUUUCAACGACGACUGUGUUCUCAACCUGACUCGGCGUUGCUGUGCAGACCUUCACCAGUGAAAGCUGAGUAUUUCCUCUGGUGUUUAAACAUCAAUGGCAAGUGGCAGUCUGCGACUUCUUGUUGUUGGUAACACUAGCAGUGGUAAAACCACAACCAUAAACAGUAUUCUUGGAAAAGGAAACAUUCUUAGUGAAGACUACUUCAGUCGUGAUACCAGUGGAUACCAGUCUGCAGAACGCAGCGGUACUGUAGUAGAGAUUAUUGAACUUCCGAGUCUGGGUGGGACGAAGAUAUCAGAAGAAGAUAUCGCUGAGAAUGUUAUUCAGGCUGUUGCUGGUAUGUAUCCGGGUCCCACGGCCAUUUUGUACGUCAUCGGGAUGCGCAGAUACACGGAGGAAGAUGACAGCUUGUACAAUAGAGUCAAACGUCUCUUUGACGACAGGAUCACUGAGUAUACCAUUAUCAUUUUCACAGGGGGUGACUUGCUAAAACAGGGGAAUAAGAAAAUAGAGGACCUUUUCAAAAUGUCACCCGAGAGCCUUCGAAAGGUCCUGCAAGAGUGCGGCCACCGCUACGUGGUGUUUGACAACAUGGCUGACGACAAACAACCGCAGGUGGACCGUCUGCUGCAGGAGGUGUGCAAACUGAGUGAGGCCCACGGUGGUCAACCUUACAAGUGUCCUAAGUAUUCCUAUAUCGGUGAGAAGAUAGAGAAGGAGCUAGAGAGAAAACUUCUGAUAGUCAAAGCGGAAUUUAUGAGAAAAACUUAUGUGAAAGAGGUGGAGGAAAAGGCCAGGGUAACCAUGGAGAAAGUGGAAAAGGAAAAGAGAGACUUUAAGAAGAAGGAAUAUAACAUAGAAGCCGAGAGAAUGUAUAACGUACAUGAGCUCCAGGAGAUAAUUAAUAAAGAAGAAUACAUGGCUACACUACUGCAGGAGAAAGAGAAGGAAAUACGUAAUAAAAUGAAGCAAGAACGAGACGAAUUCCGAAGAUAUGUGGAAACGUACAAGCAAAUUGAGGUCGAGGAAGCCGGGAAAGAGAUUCAAGGAACAGAGAUACCGCUUGAAGAAAAAAAAGGAUCAAAGGAGGAUCUGAAAGAUCAAAAGAAAAUUGAGGCAAAUCCGUCUUUUUCAUUUUCAGUAAAAUUGGAAGAAAUAGAUAACUGGGCUCAAAGUGCAGACCUCACCCCAGACACAGUCAAACUUCUGAGGAAAGAAGGUUUCACUUCCCUGCCACUACUUCGCCGCCUGACGCCAGAUCUUCUCAUCAAAAGUUUCCAGAAACGCAUUCCCUUAGCUCAGUAUGCGGCUCUUACAGCGGCACUAGAAGACCUGAGACAAGAGUCGUCUACAGUCAAACAAAGUGAACGUCGUGAAAGUGCGACUUCACAUGAGGAAGAAGAAGAUGGUCAUGAAACACUAUUUCAAGGGCUGGGAAAGGUGGUCAGAAACAUUAAAGGCGAAACGCUGACUUUCCUGAUGGUCGGAAAUACUGGAAGUGGGAAGAGCACAACUGGAAAUACCAUUCUAGGAGGAGAAUUCUUCCAGGCCAGUGCAGCAUUUACUCCCGUUACAGCCGUCUGCGAGCUAAAGCGCUCCACCCGUAACGGUGUCACAAUUGAGAUAAUGGACUGCCCUGGUCUGUGUAAUGAAAGUGAAAAAGACGAAUCUGUAGCUACCAUUGUUGUAAGAGCAGUGGGCGGUAUGCAUCCAGGUCCACACGCUAUCCUGUUCUUUGUGAGGAUCGGCCGCUUUACUGAAGAGGAGGAACAUUCCUACACCCUGUUGAUGGCGCUGUUUGAGGAAAGAUUAGCAAAGUACACCAUCGUGGUCUUCACAGGAGGAGAUAAGAUUAGGUCAAGCGAUUCAUUUGAAGAAAUGAUAGCUGCAAACAUAAAGCUGCAGAGUAUCCUAAGAGCCUGUGACUACAGGUAUGUCAUCUUUAACAACAUGACAUCUGACAAGGAGCCUCAGGUAGACAUCCUCCUGCAGAAAGUGCGAGAGCUGGUGGCUAAGAAUGGCGGCGAGCCUUAUACUUGUCCCAAGUACUUUAAAAUAGCUGAAGCUAUAGAAGAGGAGGUCAAGAAAAGGAUGUCAAAAGUGGAAAUUGAAAUCUUUAAAAAGAAGAACUAUGUUCAAGAGCUUGAUACCAAACCAAAACAGGUCAGGGAGGAGCUGGAUAGGGAGAGAACAGAAAUCCAAGAACGAGAAAAGACCCAAAAGCAGAAUGCACAAGAAAAAGAGAAGCUGAGGGAGCAGGUCGAGAGCCUAAACCAGCAGCUGGAGCAUAUGAACACUACAGAAGCCUGGCAACGUUCCUACUACUUUGAUUCAUCAUCAAGUCAGACGAUGCGAUUCAUCCUAAUGGGAAAAACAGGUGGAGAUAAAAGUACAACUGGAAACACCAUUCUUGGAGAAACGCUCUUUGAAGCUGAUCUCAGAUUCAGCUCUGUUACCAGUAACUGCUACUUUCAUGCGAGAAAGCGGCAUGGCAUUACUAUAGAGAUUAUAGACUCACCAGGACUGUGGGACACAAAGAUACCAGAGGAAGACACCGCUAUAAAAGUUGUUCAGGCCGUCGCGUGCAUGCAUCCGGGUCCCACGGCCUUCUUAUACGUCAUCGGGAUCGGCCGUUACACGGAUGAAGAUGAAGGUGUUUACAAAAGAUUCAAAAGUCUGUUUGACGACAGGGUCACUGGGUACACCAUCAUUAUCUUUACACGAGGAGACCUGUUAAAAAAACAUAAUAAGACAAUAGAAGACGUUCUCAGUACGGCGCCCGACGGCCUACGUAAGAUGCUGAGGGAGUGCGGCAACCGCUACGUGGUGUUUGACAACACGGCUGACGACAAACAGCCGCAGGUGGACUGUCUGCUAGAGUUAGUGCGUGAGAUGAGUAGUGCUAACCAGUGGAAACCUUACACGUGCCCUAGGUACGAGUAUGAGCGAAUGAAUCAGGAGGUGGCCAGGAGACUGAGGAAGGUACAGGAAGAGGAGAUGAAGAGGAAGAAGUAUGUACAAGAGCUGAUGGAAAAGGUGAAGCUGGCAGAACAAAAGGCAGAACAAUAGAAAAUAACUUUCGAGAGGAAGAAAGCGGAAAGGGGAGGAUAUGACGAAAAAAGAAGAAGAAAGAGAAGAGAAAAUGGCGGCAUUACAUAAGAUGAUAAAUGAACAGAAACUCAGUCCUGAGAAGAAUAACUGUAGGAAUCUCUCAAACAUAAAGAGUACUAUUCUAAGAUAAAGCAAACAAAAAUGCAUGUUUGCUAGUUUGUCUACUUAAAAAUAAACAAAACACUCGACAAGGUGAACUUUGUGACAGAAAAGAAUAAAUGAUUAAAUCUA
This is a messenger RNA of Pomacea canaliculata, 3996 nucleotides long. RefSeq lists its product as uncharacterized. The coding region runs from base 748 to 3723 and encodes 991 amino acids. The transcript is spliced from 10 exons. NCBI's taxonomy places the organism in Eukaryota, Metazoa, Mollusca, Gastropoda, Architaenioglossa, Ampullariidae. Gene Ontology annotation, molecular function: GTP binding. The record is from RefSeq and is a predicted model, not a curated record.